CAUCAUCACAUCUUCUUCCUCAUCCUCACACCCCUUUCUUUUGUCGCGCUUCGUUUUCACCGAACGUAUGAUUUGCUGAUUCAAGGACUCAGGGCUUCGGAGCUGUCCGGAUUCUUGAUUUUGUGUCAUGCCCCUUUGAUGGUCCGUCUUCUUCGACUUGGAAGCGCAGAGUAAAAACAAAUUCAUUUCAAAAUUUGUGUGUUCCAGUUGGGAAUAUUUUGCAUGAAGGAUGGGGAGUCUUAAAGAUUGGAUUUCUUCUCAGUUAGUAUCCAUGUCUUUGGUCUCAUCUCGGCCAUUGUCAGGCAGUGACAGUUUCUUUCGUGAGGAACCUUCCCAUGAAGGGUUUGAUGGCCAAGGUGCUGCUCACUCAAACACUUCACUAACACCGCCCAUUCUUCCUGAUACAUCACCCUCAGUUGGUAGUGAUCAGGAAAAUCAGUCUAAUCCCUCCCGCCAGCAUGUUGUAGUUGAAAAUUCUGAUCAGUUACGUAAUGGCUCUGAUAAGAAAAAGAUGGAUCCUUUGGUAAGAAUUGAUGAUCUUCAAGUUAAGUUCUUGCGCCUCAUCCUACGGCUUGGUCUGUCACAAAACAAUCUUCUGGUGGCUAAGGUUCUUUAUCGUAUUCACCUCGCAACUUUGAUACGAGCAGAGGAGUCAGAUCUGAAAAGAGUUAAUCUCAGAAGUGACAGAGCCAGAGCAGUGGCUGCAGAACAAGAGGCAUCUGGCCAGCCUGAAAUGGAUUUCUCUCUUCGAAUCCUUGUCCUGGGGAAAACAGGAGUUGGCAAGAGUGCCACAAUAAAUUCUAUAUUUGAUCAAACGAAAACCGUCACCAAUGCAUUUCGACCUGGCACAGAUCACAUUCGGGAGGUUGUCGGAACUAUAAAUGGGAUUCGAGUAACUAUCAUUGAUACCCCUGGAUUUUUGCCAUCAUGUACGGGUAAUUUCCGCAGAAAUAAGAAGAUUAUGCUGUCCGUGAAGAGAUUCAUUAGAAAAUGUCCACCUGACAUUGUUUUGUUCUUCGAACGCCUCGACCUCAUCAAUGCAAGCUAUAAUGACUUCUCCCUUUUGAAGCUAAUAACUGAAGUAUUUGGGCCUGCAAUAUGGUUUAACACCAUUCUUGUCAUGACUCAUUCGUCCUCUGCUCUUCCGGAAGGACCUGAUGGGUAUCCUGUCAGCUAUGAAUCAUAUGUGAGGCAAAACACAGAUAUGGUGCAGCACUAUAUACACCAGGCAGUGUCUGACUCCAGACUUGAAAACCCAGUGCUUUUGGUUGAGAAUCAUCCUCAAUGUAAGAAAAACAUCACUGGGGAAAAGAUACUUCCAAAUGGACAGGUUUGGAAAUCUCAGUUUCUGUUGCUAUGCCUUUGUACAAAAGUUCUAGGUGAUGUCAAUACUCUCAUGAAAUUUGAAGACAGCAUUCAACUAGGGGCCUCAAGUGCCACCCACGUGCCUUCUCUGCCCCAUCUCCUCUCAUCUCUUCUACGUCACCGGUCUGUCAUUAGUCCAAGUGGAGUGGACAUUGAAGUUGAUGAGAGCUUGCUUUCAGACACACAGGAGGAAGAUGAGUAUGAUCAAUUACCUCCAAUCCGAAUCCUGACUAAAUCCCAGUUUGAGAGAUUGACAAAAUCGCAGAAAAAAGACUAUCUUGAUGAAUUGGAUUAUCGAGAGACCCUUUAUCUAAAGCAACAGUUGAAAGAAGAGUACCGUAGGCAGAUGGAGAUUAAGCUUUCCAAAGAGAAAAAUUGUGCAAGCAAUGAUAAUUCUGAUGGGCAGCAGGCCUCCCAAGAAGCGGCUGUUUUAUUACCAGAUAUGGAGGUCCCUCCUAGUUUUGGAUCUGAUUGUACUGCACACAGAUAUCGUUGCCUUGUUACGGGUGAUCAGUGGAUUAUGAGACCUGUUCUUGAUCCCCAUGGAUGGGAUAAUGAUGUGUGCUUUGAUGGAAUAAGCUUGGAAACAGCUAUGCAAAUAAAUAGCAACAUCUUUACCUCUGUCGCAGGGCAGAUGAGCAAGGACAAGCAGGAUUUUAGCAUUCAAUCCGAGUGUGCUGCAGCUUACUCAGAUCCCAGUGGGAUUACAUACACUGUAGGUCUUGAUGUUCAAUCUGCUGGUAAAGAUACAAUCUAUACGUUUCACAGCAACACAAAGCUGAGGAAGCUGUGGCGCAACACUGCUGACUGUGGAGUGUCAUUGACAUCUUUUGGGAACAAGUGUUACAUUGGUGCCAAGCUUGAAGACACCAUAUCAGUUGGGAAGAGAUUGAAAUUUGUAAUGAAUGCCGGCCAGAUGGUGGGUCCUGAACAAGUGGCAUAUGGUGGUGGUGUUGAAGCUACGUUAAGGGGUAGAGACUACCCUGUGAACAAUGACAAUGUCAGCCUGACAAUGACUCUCCUGUCUUUUGACAAAGAGAUGGUGUUGGGUGGAAAUUUACAGUCCGAGUCCCGGCUGGGCAGAAAUUUGAGAGUGUCAGUUAAUGCUAAUCUAAAUAGCCGAAAGAUGGGUAAGAUUUGCAUUAAAACCAGUAGCACAGAUCAUUUGCAGUUUAGUAUGGCUGCGGCUUUCACAAUUUUCUGGGCCCUUUUACGAAAGAAGGAUGUUAAAAGUACAAGUCAUGAAUGAAGGGAGGGUGGAUAAGUUUUGUUGCUAUUUUUGUUUAAAGAGGACACAAACCAUCUUGAUUUGGAACAAAGGUAUGAGCCUGCUAACCAAAAAGUAGAAGAAAGGAGAUAUGGUAAUUUCAGAAACUUUGUUCCAGAAUUUCCCUCUCGCUUAAGAUGUCGACAUGGGAGCUGAGCUUUAGCAGAGAAGGCUAACAAGCUGCCUCCAUUUUUGGCCCUAACUAGCAGUAAUCUUUGAGUUCAUCUGACCUGGUGGUAUCCAGUGAAGCGGCCAGCUUCCAAGAAUCAGUCAAGCAGUCAGCUUCUGGAAGAGGUUUUGUACUGAAGUAAAUUGAGGCAAUAAGUGUACAGUAAAAUCGUGGAGAUGGUUUGUCUUUUUUGUUGUUGUUGAUUCACAAAAUAAUAAGUUCAAAUAGAAUUAGCAGGUAAUCAA
Molecule: messenger RNA, 3046 nt
Organism: Prunus mume (Japanese apricot)
Lineage: Eukaryota; Viridiplantae; Streptophyta; Magnoliopsida; Rosales; Rosaceae
Gene: TOC90
Product: Avirulence induced gene (AIG1) family protein
Biological process (GO): protein targeting to chloroplast
Cellular component (GO): chloroplast outer membrane
Molecular function (GO): GTP binding; GTPase activity
Source: RefSeq, a predicted model, not a curated record